Molecule: messenger RNA, 660 nt
Organism: Sphaeroforma arctica JP610
Lineage: Eukaryota; Ichthyosporea; Ichthyophonida
Exons: 1
Coding region: 1-660 (219 amino acids)
Source: RefSeq, a predicted model, not a curated record
AUGGAUCACGUUAAACUACUCGAAAAAGGCGAAUCAACAGAGACUCACGUCAAACCGCCCGAAGAAGUACUCAAGGACGGAGACUCUGGUAAAAAAAUGGAUCACGUCAAACUGCUCGAACAAUUACUCAAGGACGGAGCCGGCCGCUGGAGUGAUCUCGUCGGAGUCGACAACGACGCGUUUGAAAACAUUUCGCCCAAAUUGACCAGCGUUGUUGAAGACUACAUUCUGACUCCGGAUCGCGCUCCCCGGAUAAAUGAGGCUCUUGUCCUAGCAGAUCUUGUCGCCAUACCGGGAAAUGGGUUCGGUAUCGCAGUCUGUAGCUGCGUGACCGAUUGGUUGCUACGGAUAUUCUACGACUUUAGCACGGACUAUGGCGUUGGUGACCAAGUUAUGACGCGCAUGAUCUGGUUAGAAAUGAGAGUUUACGGUGAUCCUGUGCUAACCGAACCGUCCACUCUGUCGGACCAGUGUCGGAUGGUAGAAUUUGAGGUGACCAUUGCGGCCUAUUGGCACCACGUGCAGGCGGCAAGCCCCCGAACGCCGACAUUGAUCCCGCCGACAUUCUGGCGGUGUACAGAUUACCUUGCGUCCCCUUUUCACCCGAACUCGAUUGCUCGAUCUGCUAUGAUCACGCACUGGACGACCACUCUGGCGUGA